GUUAAUCUGAUUUUCUCUCCACCUCGCUCUCUCUCUCUGCUCCCUUCUCCUGCACCGAAAACGUCUGGAUCUCUGUUCCUUCGCUAACCCUAGGUCCCACCCCUGCUGGGGUAACAAAAAGGGGUUCCUGGCUCCCUUUUCCUUGCCCCUCCAGUCAGGAUGGUUCUCAUGAAGGCCAAACUCACUUUCCAAAAACGUGUAAAGCUUGCUCAAACCCUAUGGCUACUCUCCUGGCUCAGCGUUUUGGUAGGUUGCCUAACCUUUGGAAUGGGGAUCUUCCUAAAGGUGCAACUUUGGAUACACAAUGAAGUGAUGGAUAACACGGCAGCACAUGCUGUCCCCAAUACAGUAAUAACAGCUGGCCUGGUAGCUAUCCUGCUCAGUCUUUUUGUGGGAAAAAUCAGCCAGGACUCACUGGAUAUGACCAAGUACCCACGCUGGAAGCCCUUCAUGACUGCCUAUUUCGUUAUCGCUGUCCUGAGCUGCUCAGUCUGUUUAGCUGCUCUAGUUCUUAGUGUGGCAAUGCGAGGAAGCCUGGAGGAGUCACUGAAGAUUGGGCUUCGGAAUGGUAUUAGAUUCUAUAAGGACACAGACACCCCUGGCCGUUGCUACCAGAAGCGGACCAUAGACAAGCUACAAAUGGACUUCCAGUGCUGCGGGAACAACCAUUACAAGGAUUGGUUCGAGGUACAGUGGAUCAGCAAUCGAUACCUGGAUUUUAGCUCCAAGGAAGUGAAAGACCGUAUUAAAAGUAAUGUAGAUGGACGGUACCUUAUGGAUAGUGUUCCAUUCAGCUGCUGCAAUCCAAGCUCUCCUCGGCCCUGCAUACAGGUCCAGAUUACCAAUAACUCGGCCCAUUACAGCUACAGCUACCAGACGGAUGAACUAAACAUCUGGGUGAGGGGUUGCAGAGAAGCACUGCUGAAUUACUACACAGGAAUCAUGGCAACCAAUAGUGCAGCUGUCUCCAUGUCUUUAAUUCUGCAGGUCUCGGUUCUGGUCAGUCUGCGAUACCUUCAGACCUCUAUGGAUAAGAUCACUGGUGUGGAGGACAUGGAAACAGAUUCAGAAGGAUUCCUUCUGGAGAAGGGAGUGGGAGAGACCCUUAAUAGCACAAUAGAGAAAACAAAAGCCCUUUUCAAAUCCAAUCAGGUGGAGACAGAGGGGGGAGGGUAAGUUGGUGGCAAAUAGAGGUAGGAAUGAAGGAAUAAAGUUAUGGGGGGUAUAGAGACUUUAGAGAUAUUCCAAGGCUGCUUGUAUAUUAAGUACCUGCCCUCUAUAACCAAGAAACUGGUGUGCGUUAUCCCUAUGUGUCUGCCCUAAACACGUAUGAGAGGGAGGACUGUCUAUAGAAGGUGGUGGUAUACCCAAAUGUAGCUUCCAUAAUGUAGAUUAAGCAGAGACAUGAAUAAAAAAGAGAUACUGCUUCAAGUGUGUGUUGUACAGUGGGGAGUAUGGGAUGGGAAAGAUACCCGGGAUGUAUUAUGAUGAAACACACACAAAGGAAGAAGUACAAUGACAUACACAGACAUGGCUGUACAGACUGUGCAAUGCACAGACAAUGAAACCAGUUUUACAAUAACCCUGCUUUAAAUUGGUGUGUCUUCAAUGUAAACAUAUUUAAUAAUGAAUACAGAAUUUGUUGUCACA
This is a messenger RNA of Pelobates fuscus (common spadefoot toad), 1650 nucleotides long. It is a transcript of the gene ROM1, whose product is annotated as retinal outer segment membrane protein 1. The coding region runs from base 160 to 1176 and encodes 338 amino acids. Lineage: Eukaryota; Metazoa; Chordata; Amphibia; Anura; Pelobatidae. Gene Ontology annotation, biological process: visual perception. The transcript is spliced from 3 exons. Gene Ontology annotation, cellular component: plasma membrane. The record is from RefSeq and is a predicted model, not a curated record.